Phytophthora sojae is the source of this 1374-nucleotide messenger RNA. RefSeq lists its product as hypothetical. Gene Ontology annotation, molecular function: pyridoxal phosphate binding; serine C-palmitoyltransferase activity. Gene Ontology annotation, biological process: sphingosine biosynthetic process; ceramide biosynthetic process. Bases 1 to 1374 code for a protein of 457 amino acids. The transcript has 2 exons. Gene Ontology annotation, cellular component: serine palmitoyltransferase complex. NCBI's taxonomy places the organism in Eukaryota, Oomycota, Peronosporomycetes, Peronosporales, Peronosporaceae. The record is from RefSeq and is a predicted model, not a curated record.
AUGUGCUUCCUGCAGUACUCGAUCCUCAUCACGUUCGACCACGUGCGCGACAUCGCCGCCAGCAUCUCGGGCGUGUCCCGCUACCGGUCCGAGGAGGCCCGAUCCGGCCUGGCCAAGCUGCUCAUCGCGUGGGAGAGCAUCUACACGCGUCGCCUGUACCACCGCGUGCAGGACGUCUUCAACCGCCCCGUGGCCGGAGCGCCCGGGGCGCACAUCGACCUCAUCCAGCGCACGUCCACGGACGGCAACAAGUCGUUCGUGCGGCUGGACGAGCCGCCGCAGCACUGCCUCAACCUCGGCUCGUACAACUACCUAGGCUUCGCGGACGACUGGAUGAACACGUGCAGCCACGAGGUCUUCCACGCCGUGGAGCAGUUCUCGGUGGCGUCCACCGUGCCGCCCAUGGAGUUCGGCACCACGUCGGUGCACGUGGCUCUGGAGCGCGCUGUGGCCAAGUUCAUUGGUAAGGAGGCGGCCAUCGUGUACAACAUGGGCUACGCCACAAACGCCACCAGCAUCCCGGCGCUCAUGGGCAAGGGUACGCUCAUUCUGAGCGACGCGCUGAACCACACGUCCAUCGUCAACGGAGCGCGCGCAUCCGGUGCCACCGUCGGCGUGUUCAGACACAACGACCCCGAGCACUUGGAGCAGGUGCUGCGCACCAAGAUCGCGGAGGGCCAACCACGCACGCACCGCGCGUGGAAGAAAAUUAUGGUCAUGAUCGAAGGCAUUUACUCGAUGGAGGGCGAGAUCGUGCGUCUGCGUGAGAUGGUGGACAUCACCAAGAAGUACAAGGCGUACAUCUACGUGGAUGAAGCCCAUAGCAUCGGUGCGUUGGGCAAGACAGGUCGCGGCAUUUGUGAGUAUGCUGGAAGCUUCGGCGGCAUGGGCGGCUACAUCGCUGCGUCCGAAGAGAUUAUCAACUUCAUCCGCAACUCGAGUGCGGGAGCGAUCUACGCGACGAGUCUGUCGCCGGCGAUCGCACAGCAGAUCUUGACGGCGCUGAACAUCAUUGCGGGGCUGGACGGCACGGACAUCGGCCGCAACAAACUCGACUCACUGCGCGAGAACAGCAACUACUUCCGCCAGAAGCUCAUCGACAUGGGCGUGAUCACGCUUGGAGACUUCGACUCGCCCGUCAUCCCGGUGAUGCUGUACCACAUGUCGAAGGUCGGCGAGUACUCGCGCGAAUGCCUCAAGCGCAACCUGGCUGUGGUGACGGUGGGUUUCCCUGCGACGCCCCUGCUGCUGUCCCGCGUUCGCUUCUGCGUUUCGGCAGCGCACACCAAGGAGGACAUGGACGAAGCCCUCAAAGCCAUAGAAGAAGUAAGCGAGAUCUGCCACGUGCGCUACAACAGCCACAUCUGCGGCUGA